UGUACACACAUUCGUUAACCCCGACUUCACCAGAGUUUAGAGACUCGCAGCGUUAGCAAGAGAGGGCAAAUUAGAAAUGUCGAUUCUGUGGGAGAAGAGCGAUACAUGGAGAUGGAUAGUGAGGAAAACCAGAGAUUCCAAGUCCUUCUUCUUGGCUUUCGCCACCGUCUGCGGCGUCGUUCCCGGCAUUAUUGGCUACUGCGUCAUGCAAGCCACCAAUUCCCGCAACGAGCAACUCGAAGCUCGCCUUCGCCAGAAUGCAAGGCCUGAAUCUCGCAUGAUGGGGCAAGUAAAUCGAGAGAGACUGGCAGAAUAUCUUGGUGAGCUGCAGAGGAAAGAAGACACUAAUGAUCGCUAUGUUGCUGCUUUGAAGGGAGAGACAUUGACAAGGAAGCCAUAUGUGAGAAUUCAACCAAUCCCAGAUCAAACCAAAGAUGCCACUAUCAAGGAACAACAGGUCAAGAAGGAAAAUAAAUAAGUGGGUAUGUGCUGUUGAGAUUUUGGAAUGUUAUCUUACUAUUUUAGGGGGGUAUAUCAUUACAGUGCAGGUUCUUAAGUUUGGACUUUGUACGAAAAUGGUAUGAUAUAAGUUUAUAACAACUAACUUUUUCGAAGCUUGGUUUGUUUCAAA
Benincasa hispida (wax gourd) is the source of this 631-nucleotide messenger RNA. Its product is annotated as centrosomal protein. Lineage: Eukaryota; Viridiplantae; Streptophyta; Magnoliopsida; Cucurbitales; Cucurbitaceae. The record is from RefSeq and is a predicted model, not a curated record.